GAACCGUUGCACACGUUCGCGUGUUUCCACACGGAACUGUUAUUGUGUGUGACGCAUUAACGCUGCUCCACUGUCACUACAUGCGAAUUAUGAUCUAUCUCAAACUUUCAGGCAGUCAUCGAUUAUUGGAUAUUUACAUUAUUUCUUAUACUUUUUAGAUGAUGAAUUUCUUUCGCAACCGUCUGGUGGUUUUGGGGCUGGUGUUACUGGCUACAGUGCUGCUGUAUCUGCUGCUGCCCUCCAUACGGCAAGGGAGCAUGGAGCCUUCUCUGGAGGUGCAGCAGCGGAUGGGACUCAUCGCCGCCUCUCCUCCGCCGCCGCCAUCCAGCAUCAACAUCACGGUCAGGACCGGACAGCUGCCCGGGGACCCGCCACUCUUCUUCAGGGAGGCUCUGCCUGUGGACAGCGCCGGACGACAGAUACUGCCCAGGCUGCAGAUGGUGCUACUUCAUGGUCAGGCCUUUACCUCUAAGACCUGGGAGGAGUUGGGCACUCUCAGCCUACUGGCCUCCAACGGGUACCAGGCCCUCGCGCUCGACCUGCCCGGUUUCGGGAACUCUCCAGAUUCUGAGUCGGUAAAGUCGGAUCAGAGCCGUGUGGACCUGCUAAAGCGUUUUCUGGAAGCUCUGGGCGUGCGAGCGCCGGUGUUACUGAGCCCGUCUAUGAGCGGCCAUUACGCCCUGCCGUUCCUCCAGAGACACAGCGCCCAGCUGCACGGCUUUGUGCCCAUCGCCCCCGUGGGCACCCGCGGCAUCACCCCACAGCAGUACCGCGACAUCCAGACUCCAACUCUGAUCAUAUAUGGGGAGUUAGACACUAACCUGGGCGCCCAAUCGCAUAAGAACCUGAUUCAGCUGCCCCAUCACAGCGUGGUGAAGCUGGUGGGAGCACGACACGCCUGUUACAUGGACAAACCCCGCGAGUUCCACCGUGCUCUGCUCGACUUCCUCAGCAAGCUCGACUGAGGGACGGAAUGCGUGAGAACGAGUCAAACCAUCGUGUGGAAAGAGACUACUAGAAGAAGAAGAAGAAGAAGAAGAGAGACACGAGAAAAGAAAAUGAUGAACAGGACUGCUGUGUAGCUGUAAAACCAGUCCUGAAACCUAACACCACACCGGAACAUUCUAUCACAAAUCUAUCCAUCCACAUCAACUCACUCCUUAUAAUUUCCCCGCCCGAUCAUCAAGAGAUGAGAUGUUAAUAUAUCAAACAAACAAAUCUUCUGCAGUAUUACUAUAGUAAAGCUUCUUUUGUAGAUUGUAAGCAUCUCCUUUUAUUAGUUUGCCAUGGAUCCUUCUUGUUAUUACUGUUCUUACUGUAACGGCCUGCCUGUAGGUUGUUAUGGUUUCCAGUCUGAGAGAUGUUCCUGAAUCACAAUCAUCAUGACUUACAGUCUGAGGUUUAUUCCGUAACACUGUCGCCAUGGUUUCUGGUCUGACGGGUGUUCCCGUAACACAGUUGCUAUGGUUUCCAGUCUGAGAUAUGUUUCAGUAACUCAGUUGCCAUGGUUUCUGAUCUGAGGGAUGUUCCUGUAACACAGUUGACAUGGUUUCCUUUCUGAGGGUUGUUCUGUAAACCUGUUGCCAUGGUUUCCAGUCUGAGAAAUGUUCCUGUUACUUAGUUGCCAUGGUUUCUGAUCUGAGGGAUGUUCCUGUAACACAGUUGACAUGGUUUCCUUUCUGAGGGUUGUUCUGUUACCUGGUUGCCAUGGUUUCCAGUCUGAGAAAUGUUCCUGUAACUCAGUUGCCAUGGUUUCUGAUCUGAGGGAUGUUCCUGUAACACAGUUGACAUGGUUUCCUUUCUGAUGGUUGUUCUGUUACCUGGUUGCCAUGGUUUCCAGUCUGAGAAAUGUUCCUGUAACUCAGUUGCCAUGGUUUCUGAUCUGAGGGAUGUUCCUGUAACACAGCUGCCAUGGUUUCCUUUCUGAGGGUUGUUCCUGUAACACAGUUGACAUGGUUUCCUUUCUGAUAGUUGUUCUGUAAAUCUGUUGCCAUGGUUUCCAAUCUGAGAAAUGUUCCUGUAACUCAGUUACUGAUCUGAGGGAUGUUUCUGUAACACAGUUGCCAUGGUUACUGAUCUGAGGGAUGUUUCUGUAACACAGUUGGCAUGAUUUCCAGUCUGACGGUUGUUCCGAUAACAGUUGCCAUGGCUCCCUUUCUGAGGGAUGUUACUGAAACACAAUUGUCAUCAUGGUUUAUAGUCUCAGAUUUAUUCUGUAACGCUGUUGCCAUGGUUUCUGGUCUGACGGGUGUUCUUGUAACAUGGUUACCAUGGUUUCCAGUCUGAGUAAUGUUCCUGUAACUCAUUUGCCAUGGUUUCUGAUCUGAUCUUUCUUUUUUUUUUUUUACCCAAUGUAACACAGUGUGCCAUGGUUUCCAGUCUGCUAGUUAUUUUGUAAUGCUUUUGUUAUGAUAAUCUUAGAGUUUUUCCUGUAACAUGUAGUUGCCAUGGUUUUCAGUCUGACAGUUGUUCCUAUAACACUGUUGCCAUGGUUUCCAGUCUGACAGUUGCUACAAAAUCAUGGUUGUCAUGGUUUCCAGGCUGAGAAAUGUUCCUGUAAAUCAGAUGCCAUGGUUUCCAGUCUGACAGUUGCUUCAAUAACAUGGUUCCCAUGGCUUCUACCCUGAGGAUUGUUCCUGUAACUGUUUUCUGGUCUUGUGCUGUUCCUAUAAUAAGGUUGCCAUGGUUUCCUGUCUGAGGGUUGUUCUUAUAAUACAGUUUUCCUGUAACAGCAAGAGUCACAUAAUGCCAAAAUCAUUGUCAUAACCCUCCAUCUCAAAUGCGCUUGACAGGAAACUGGAGUCUUUAAUCCCACAAGAACAUCUCAGAGAAGAAAACGGUAUUUCUCCUUUUCGGUUCGUAUAUGUUUGUUUUAUCAUUGAGUGAAGCGUGUUCACACCAGCGGUUGGCACAUACGUACCACUGAAUGUAGCAUGUUAAUGUGUGAAUGACUCACCAUAUGGUUUUAGAUGCUCAAAAAUAGAUAGAAAGGUUUCAGUAUUUGAUGCCUGUCAUGCUUGUAAAUUUAGUUUUUUAUUAUUAGUGGUUGUCAGAUUUGUACUGGCAGUAGUCCUCGCAAUAAAAGAGAAUUUACUGAGACUGCCGAGGAAAAAAAAACGUGUUCAUUAAAUGAUAGCGGUAUUACAUACCUAGACCUAAAAAUGUACGUGUUCAUUUCAUAUUUAUUAUUUAUUGCUUAAAUCUUCUACAUGACACAGACUGUAAUAUGUGUGGUAUUUAUGUGCUGUGGUCUUUUUUUUUUAUUAUUCUUUUUUUUUUUUUAUAGCUUGUAAAUAUGAAUAUGUUGUAGAGGACAGUGAGGCACCUCUGACCUGUGAAUAUUUCUGACAUCCCAAAUCUUCAACCUGAAGGGAUUCGUCAUUGGGACUGAAUUCAGAUUCCUGUGUGCAUGGUACUGUAGAACCAUCAAACAUGCUUUGUUCAAUGCAAAAUAAAAUUCAUUAACAUUCA
Messenger RNA from Megalobrama amblycephala (Wuchang bream), 3471 nucleotides. It is a transcript of the gene abhd14a, whose product is annotated as abhydrolase domain containing 14A. The record is from RefSeq and is a predicted model, not a curated record. NCBI's taxonomy places the organism in Eukaryota, Metazoa, Chordata, Actinopteri, Cypriniformes, Xenocyprididae. Gene Ontology annotation, cellular component: cytoplasm. The coding region runs from base 159 to 965 and encodes 268 amino acids. The transcript has 5 exons.